AUGGCCAAUUCCACCCGGGUCACAGGGUUUCUGCUUGAGGUCUUUGCUGACGGGUGGGGGGUUCGAUUCCUGCUCACGGUGCUGUUCCUACUCCUGUACACCGGCACCCUGCUGGGGAACCUGCUCAUCGUCACCAUCACCACCGUGGACCGCAGCCUCCACUCCCCCAUGUACUUCUUCCUCAGGAACCUCUCCGUCCUGGACAUGUGCUACAUUUCUGCCACUGUCCCCAACGCCUGUGUCAACUCCCUCACUGACAACAGGGCCAUCUCGGCAGCUGGGUGCGCAACGCAGAUCUUCUUGGUCAUCUACUGUGCCUACGUGGAGGUGCUGUUCCUCACCUCCAUGGCCUGGGACCGCUACGUGGCCAUCUGCCAGCCCCUGCACUAUGCGGUGAUCAUGAGCCCACGCGUGUGUGUCCAGGCCACGCUGGCCGCCCUGCUCAGUGGCCUCAUCUAUGCAGGUGUGCACACAGGCUCCACAUUUCGGCUGUCCUUCUGCCGGUCCCGCGUGGUCCGCCAGUUCUUCUGUGACAUCCCAUCCUUGCUCCAGCUCUCCUGCACAGACACCUUCAGUAACAGCCUCCUGGUUUUUGUCUCAGCCACUGGGGUGGUUGGCACCUGCUUCGCCCUCAUCACCAUGUCGUACGUGCGAGUAUUUUCUACAGUGUUGAAGUUUCCAGCCCGAGAGCGAGGAAAGGCCUUCUCCACCUGUGUCCCGCACCUUCUCGUGGUGACUGUCUUCCUGAGUUCUGGUGCGUACGUGUACCUGAGGCCCUCAGGACACUCUGAAAUGACUCGGGACAUGAUUCUGUCUGUCUUUUACACCAUCGUGCCUCCGUUCUUGAACCCUAUCAUCUAUAGUCUUAGAAACCAACAGAUUAAGGCAGCCAUAAGGAAAAUAACAUUGAGAAACGAGUACCUGCGAGGUGACAGGUGA
Messenger RNA from Ochotona princeps (American pika), 939 nucleotides. RefSeq names its product olfactory receptor 14C36-like. Gene Ontology annotation, biological process: G protein-coupled receptor signaling pathway. Gene Ontology annotation, molecular function: olfactory receptor activity; G protein-coupled receptor activity. Gene Ontology annotation, cellular component: membrane. Lineage: Eukaryota; Metazoa; Chordata; Mammalia; Lagomorpha; Ochotonidae. Bases 1 to 939 code for a protein of 312 amino acids. The record is from RefSeq and is a predicted model, not a curated record. The transcript has 2 exons.